Osmia lignaria (orchard mason bee) is the source of this 2371-nucleotide messenger RNA. RefSeq names its product thioredoxin-like protein Dim1 (gene Dim1). NCBI's taxonomy places the organism in Eukaryota, Metazoa, Arthropoda, Insecta, Hymenoptera, Megachilidae. Gene Ontology annotation, biological process: mRNA splicing, via spliceosome. The record is from RefSeq and is a predicted model, not a curated record. Gene Ontology annotation, cellular component: U4/U6 x U5 tri-snRNP complex; U5 snRNP; spliceosomal complex.
AUGUCUUAUAUGCUGUCACAUCUUCACAAUGGGUGGCAAGUAGAUCAAGCAAUUUUGUCGGAAGAAGAUAGAGUAGUUGUUAUUAGAUUUGGUCAUGACUGGGACCCAAUGUGUAUGAAAAUGGAUGAAGUUCUUUAUAAUAUUGCUGAAAAAGUAAAAAACUUUGCUGUUAUUUAUUUAGUUGAUAUUACGCAAGUACCAGACUUUAACAAAAUGUAUGAGUUAUAUGACCCUUGCACAGUCAUGUUCUUCUUUAGAAAUAAACAUAUAAUGAUUGACUUGGGAACUGGAAAUAAUAACAAAAUAAACUGGACACUAGAAGAUAAACAGGAAAUGAUCGAUAUAAUUGAAACAGUCUAUAGAGGUGCCAGAAAAGGUAGGGGUUUAGUUGUUUCACCUAAAGAUUAUUCUACAAAAUAUAGAUAUUAAAUUUAUUUUAUUAAUAGAAUUUUAUAAAAAAUAAUUAUUUUGUAUUGAUGUGUUUGUAACUUGGGGAGAAUAUGUGAUAACUAAGUUUAUAUUGCUAAAUAAAAAAAAAGGACUUAUAAAUGGAAUUGUGUAAUGUACAUUGCAUAUAAUUUUUUUUGAAUCAUAUAAUAUAAACUUUUUGUUACAUAUCUUUAUAUUAUACAUCUCAAAGCUACUGACUAGUUUUAUAUUUGAAUUUGGUACCAGUCUUAUUUCUUUUUGGAAGUACCUUGAUGAAAUGGAUCCAUAGGUGGUGGUUUAUCUGAAAAAUGAUCAUUUUAGUAAUUAUACUUAAAAGAAUGUUAAACAAUCUUUUUUAGUACCAGGUACAAUAAACUUACAAGUUUUUAAACAGUAGGGAUUUUUUAACACUUGUUUUAUGCAAUUAUAUAUGUAAGCAUAUUGACUCUGAAAUUUAAUGAAAAAUUGUAAAUAAAAUAUAACUUAUAUAAAUAUGAAUAUAAAGUAUCUUUAACUUUCUUACUUCUUUCUGUACCAUAUUAAUUCUAUGGCGCCGUAAUCUAUAUACUGUUCCAAAUACAUCUAAUUUUCUAUUAUCUCGAAUAUGUUGUAAAAGUAUAUCUAUUGCUAUUAAAGUACCAGUUCUACCAAUUCCUGCACUGUAUUAACAGAAUAAAGAAAUAAAAUUUAUUACAGACCAAUAUCUCUGUAGGAUGCUUAUAAUGUCACAUUAAAAUUUACUGUAUUUUCACCUGCAGUGAACUACAAUAUAUCCUUUGUUAGCUAAAACAUUACGACGUACAAUUUGACAAAAAUUAAUCAUCGAGUCAAAACCUUCUGGAACAUCAUGGUCUGGCCAUUCUUUAAAAUGUAAAUGUGUUAUAUUUCUUUUUUUGUUUUCCUAUAAUAUGUUUAUAGUUAAAGUAUAAUGAAAUAAUGGGCAUUAUUAUAAGUGUUAUAAUCUAUAUAUACAUAUAUAUGAUACCUUUUGUAAGACUAGUGUUCUUUGUGUGUAAGACCUAUAUUCUAACUCACUUGUACAUCUUAUAGUCAUAUUUUCAUAUUUAAAUGUUUCUUUAAUUAUUGGAAAAUAUUGAUAACAUUUUUCCUAUGAAAUAAUAUUUUUAUUAUUCAAUUAUAAUUUUAAUGAUAUGUAUUAAAAAAAAUCUUACUUUGCCUUUUUCAAUUAAUUCAGUCAACAUAACUAUUAUAUUGACAUUAUAUUGCUCUAUCAUUCUCCAAAAAUCAAAUGUAGUUUCUUCUUUUGGACCUUGACAAGCUAUGUAUUCAUCUUCUCCGCUGUAUCCCUAAAAAUAAUGCAUGUGAAAUUGAUAUAAAUUUAAGCAAACACUUAUAAUAAUGUUUUGUUUACUUACUUUGAUAAAGGAUGCAUUAAUGUAAUCAGUAUUGGGAUCAUUAUCAAUGACUUCUAAUUUUACUCUCGAAAAAUCAUCUGAAAAUGUAAAAUGGGCUUAGUAAAGCAUGAGUAUAUUUCCAUAUCUUUUUUACAAAAUUGUAGGUAUUUACAUGGAAGUAUAUCAGAAUAUCUAUUUUUCUUUUUAUUCGCUUGUAAACACGCAGUAUUAGUUGGCAUUUGUAAGUCAACACUGAGAGUUUGUAGCAAUUGAAACUCAUUGCUUAAUUUUCCAGGAUUAUCAAUGAGUUGUUGGCAACGGGCCAUAAAUUUUUUUUUUGAAAAUGGUGCAGGAACUGGUGAUCCAGACAUAUCGGGAUGUAAAAAUCGCCGUAUUAUUCUAAAAAAUAGAUUUUUAUUUUUCAUGCUUCUAUCAAGCAUAUUUUAUGAUCUUAUCUGGUAUUAACUAUCUGUAAAGAAACUUGGUAUAAAAAUGUUAUACUUACACUUGAGGUGAAUAUUUACGAACUAACAACAUCACUGUAGUUGAGAUUCCAAAGAAUAAAAUACCAAAAAUUAUUCCAGUAA